Molecule: messenger RNA, 780 nt
Organism: Guillardia theta CCMP2712
Lineage: Eukaryota; Cryptophyceae; Pyrenomonadales; Geminigeraceae
Exons: 12
Coding region: 1-780 (259 amino acids)
Molecular function (GO): calcium ion binding
Source: RefSeq, a predicted model, not a curated record
AUGCCAGAAAUCGACUUCAAGGCAGCUGGCGAGGCUUCUGCUGCAGACCUUAUCCGAAAGGUCCUGGGCCAUUACGCCAUGGACGACGUGCAGGGCACAGCCGGCAUCAAGAGGCAAGUGCUAGUGGGCCAUACCGGCGUCAGCUUCCUCGAUGUACCGCACGUGUGGGUUGAAGGAGAGGGAUGGAAAUACUGCGAUGACAAGGAGCACGAUGCGUUCGAAGAGAUUCACUGGUACAGCACGGACGUGAAGGGCAAGAGGAUGGCGGCAGAGGAGUCGAAGAAAAGCAAGAAGAAUGCAAAUGCCAUGCUGCGGGCGCUGGGGCUGCAUGACGAGAAGGACUUGACCAAGCUCCGGGACCAAGCUGUUCGUGUCUUCCGGCAGUUCGACGACGACAACAGCGGCAAGCUCACCGCCUCGGAGAUCAAGGAAGCGUUUGAGAACCUGGGCAUGAGCAUCUCGCUCAAGGAGGUUCGCGCCAUGAUCGACAUGAUCGACGACAACGGCGACGGCAUGGUGGACGAAGAGGAGUUCUGCACUCUGGUGUUCAAGUCCAUCAGAGAGUGGAGGGACGCGGAAGAUGAUGAAGAGAAGCUCGAGGAAGUGGAUAAUGACGUCAAGAUGCUGAACAAGAGACGCGGCAAAGUCGUGAAGUCGCAGGAGAUAGAAGGAGCAGACCUGGCCCAAGAAGACAGUCCCAGCGGCGCGUCUAGGAUGAGCGGAAAGGAGGAAGGUGGCGGGCUCUCGGAGGAGGAGGACGAGGCUCUGGCCGUCGUCUGA